AUGCCGGCAGAUCGCAUAGUCGACGAGGAUGAGGAAUAUCAGUCUUCCCAAGAUUCCGAUUUCGCGCCGGACGAUGCGCCUGAUGCUGCGUCUGGCUCCUCCGAUUCCGAAGAUGAACCCGACGAAGCUGCCAGAAAACGCCGACGGCCGGUGAAUGAGGCGAAGACUGAUGGAGGAGAUGACUAUGAGAAUUCCGGCGACGAGGCCAUUAUUGAAAAAGGUCGCAAACGACAGAAACGGGCCAGAGCCAAGGGCGAGGCCGUGGAUGAUGAAGGCGGCGAAGGCGGCUUGAUCAAGACGAGGAGACAGCGCGCAGCAGAGAAAGAGGAGCGCCAGUAUGCUUUGAGUGCAGGGCCGGUGACGGUCGAUAUCGAUGCCAUCUGGGCAGAAAUGAAAGCGGGAGGAGCCUCAGCCUUAGCGCAAGAAAAGGAAGAAGAAGGCAAAGCAGUGGAUGGGACUGAAGCCGCAGUCACAGCCGACAAUGCCGCUGCUAAAGACGACGAAUCUUCCAUGAUCCGUAUCAAGCGCACGUACAACUUUGCCGGUCGAGUGCACACCGAAGAGAAGCUCGUCCCCCGCGACUCAGCCGAAGCCAAGCUCUACCUAGCCUCUCAGGGCGAAGACGCUCUACCAGAUUCCCUGCCGAUCAAGAGACUUACCAAGAAGGCGUUCCGAUCUGCCUUUGAGCCGGCCGUGGAGGGAAUGACCGGCCGUUCAGAUCUCAAUCUCGGUGUCGCCGCCAGGAUGAAGGCAGCCAACGAAGCGCAAGCGAAGAAGCUCAAUACAGUGGAGAAGAGUCGCAUGGAUUGGGCCGGCUUCGUGGACAAGGAAGGCAUCAAAGACGAACUGGAGCUGGCGGGCAAGUCCAAGGAUUCGUAUGCCUCGCGGCAAGACUUUCUGGCGCGAAGCGAGGCCUUGCGGGAGGUCGAGGCGAGGAAAGCAAGGGUGGCGGCACGAGUGUAG
Trichoderma citrinoviride is the source of this 963-nucleotide messenger RNA. Its product is annotated as BCNT-domain-containing protein. The transcript is spliced from 2 exons. Bases 1 to 963 code for a protein of 320 amino acids. Lineage: Eukaryota; Fungi; Ascomycota; Sordariomycetes; Hypocreales; Hypocreaceae. The record is from RefSeq and is a predicted model, not a curated record.